Colletotrichum graminicola M1.001 is the source of this 1479-nucleotide messenger RNA. RefSeq names its product cytochrome P450. The coding region runs from base 1 to 1479 and encodes 492 amino acids. Lineage: Eukaryota; Fungi; Ascomycota; Sordariomycetes; Glomerellales; Glomerellaceae. The record is from RefSeq and is a predicted model, not a curated record. The transcript is spliced from 4 exons. Gene Ontology annotation, molecular function: iron ion binding; monooxygenase activity; oxidoreductase activity, acting on paired donors, with incorporation or reduction of molecular oxygen.
AUGAUAGCCCUCAACUUUCUGGCCUUAGCAUACGGCCUGCUGGCCCUUGUGGCCAUCUUCGUCGCCCGAUUGACCACCCCCAAGAUUAUCGUCACUGGAGUCACCUGUCGAGUCCGCCAUGUGCCGGGACCGUGGUACACUCGCUUCUCCCACUACGUCCUCAAGCUGUCCUCCCUUACCGGUCGACGCAUGUAUUAUGUGCAUUCUCUCCACCAACGCUACGGACCCGUUGUCCGCAUCUCACCGACAGAAGUCGCCGUCGCGGACCCCGAGGGCUUCGUCGCCAUUCACAAGAUCGGUGCAGGGUUCCUCAAGGGCCCGUGGUAUGAAUCCAUCAACUCACCCGCCGAGCCGGGCAUCUUUGCCAUGGUCAAUCCGAAGCAGCACGCGAAGCGUCGGAGGCUCUUUGCCAGGGCUUUCACGAGCGCGUCCCUACGCCGCAACUGGGAUCUCGUCGUGCGGACCAAGGCCGAGAGAGCGGUUGAGCGGAUCAAGGCCGACGCUCUCAACGGCACGGCCGACUUGGUGAAAUGGUGGACGCUCAUGACCACCGACGUCAUCGCCCACCUCUCCUUCGGCGAGUCCUUUGACAUGCUAGAGCUGGGCCAGAAAAACGAGUACAUCGAAGCCCUGGAAUCACUUUUUGUAAUGACGGCGAUUCGCCAUGAGCUGCCGAUCCUAUUCCGCAUGGCACGUCUGCUCCCAUUCAAAUCGAUACGCAAGGUCUUGACCGCACAGGAUACGGUGGAUCGUCAUGCUGCCAAGGCCAUGAUAAACUUGCGACGGAACGGACACUCGGCCAACCUAUUUGGAAACAUGCUUGCCGAGAGCGAGGUCGACGAAAAGUCGGAUCUGACGGAAGACCACAUCAAGUCCGAGGCGGGAAACCUCAUCGUCGCAGGCUCUGACACGACGUCGGUGACCUUGACGUACUUGAUCUGGGCUGUUCUGAAGAGACCCGACCUUCAAGCCAGACUUGAGGAGGAACUGGCCGGCGUCGGUGACGAGUUGAACGACGCCACCCUCGAGCGACUGCCGCUGCUCAACGCCGUCAUCGACGAGACACUCCGCCUCUACGGAGCGGCCCCUGGGAACCUGCCGCGGUCGGUCCCGCCGGGCGGAGCCACCCUCGGCGGUUACUUCAUACCCGAGGGCACCGUCGUUGAGACGCAGGCUUACACCCUUCACCGGAACCCAGACGUUUACCCCGAUCCUCUCAGGUUCGACGAGACUCGGUUCUUGACCCCGGAGUCACUUACGGUGCAGCAGAAGCAACUGUAUACGCCUUGGGGGGCUGGCACGCGCACUUGUCUUGGGAUGCACCUUGCGCGCAUGGAGCUUCGCCUCGCGACCGCCAUCUUUUUCAGGAACUGUCGUGGCGUGCGGCUUGCGGACAACAUGACGGACGCCAUGAUGGAGAUGGAGAAUUUCUUCCUGAUCAGCCCGGCCGGACACCGUUGCGACGUGACCUUGAGGUAG